Panicum virgatum (switchgrass) is the source of this 749-nucleotide messenger RNA. Its product is annotated as 60S ribosomal protein L32-1-like. Gene Ontology annotation, biological process: translation. NCBI's taxonomy places the organism in Eukaryota, Viridiplantae, Streptophyta, Magnoliopsida, Poales, Poaceae. The transcript is spliced from 3 exons. Gene Ontology annotation, cellular component: ribosome; cytosolic large ribosomal subunit. Gene Ontology annotation, molecular function: structural constituent of ribosome. The record is from RefSeq and is a predicted model, not a curated record. The coding region runs from base 90 to 491 and encodes 133 amino acids.
GGCUUCAGAUUUGUGUCCCGGCCGCCGUCGCGCCGUUCUUGUUCUUCGCAUCGGCUUCGUCGUAGGGUUAGGGUUUGCGAUUUUCCGAGAUGGCGGUGCCCCUGCUGACGCAGAAGAUUGUGAAGAAGCGGGUCAAGCAGUUCAAGAGACCCCAUCUCGACCGCUACAAGUGCCUCAAGCCAAGCUGGCGCAGGCCAAAGGGUAUUGACUCCCGUGUUAGGAGGAAGUUCAAGGGAUGCACCUUGAUGCCCAACAUUGGUUAUGGUUCUGACAAGAAGACCAGGCACUACCUUCCCAACAAGUUCAAGAAGUUUGUAGUCCACAAUGUCUCUGAUCUGGAGUUGCUUAUGAUGCACAACAGGACAUACUGUGCUGAAAUUGCCCACAAUGUAUCUACCCAUAAGCGCAAGGAGAUUGUGGAGCGUGCUGCGCAGCUUGACAUUGUGGUCACAAACAAGCUUGCCAGGCUUCGCAGCCAGGAGGACGAGUAGUAUGCUAUGAAGAUUGCAGCCUGGGUUAAUUUGCUUGUAGGAAGCAGCUCUGUUUGAAUGCAUAAUUUCGACGUUGCACUGGUGUAUGGACACCCUGUAAUUCAGUGAGCUCAGCAUAGGACAUACAGUUUUGAAUGUUCUGCAGCAAUAUUUAUACUUCAAACCUGUUCUGUUCUGUUAUCAAGCUUGGUAUGGGAAACCUGUGCUUUAAAGACCUGAGUUCUCAAGUCGUUAACAUCUGGUAAAUCGGUUGCUAAA